AUGUCAGAUGCCAGUAUUUCAGAGUUUCAGGACCAGUUCGUGUGUCCAGUCUGUCUGGAUCUCCUUAAGGAUCCUGUGACUAUUCCUUGUGGACACAGUUACUGUAUGGGCUGUAUUAAGGGCUGCUGGGAUCAGGAUGAUCAGAAGGGAGUCUACAGCUGCCCCCAGUGCAGAGAGACCUUCACUCCAAGACCAGUUCUGGGUAAAAACACCAUACUGGCUAAAGUGGUGGAGAAACUGAAGAAGACAGGACUCCGAGUUUCUGCUCCUCCUGCUCACUGUUAUGCAGGACCUGGAGAUGUGGAGUGUGAUUUUUGCAUUGGGAAGAAAAAAAAAGCCAUCAAGUCCUGUCUGACAUGUCUGGCUUCAUACUGUCAGACUCACCUCCAGCCUCACUAUGAAUCUCCUGCCUUCCAGAAACACACGCUGGUCAAAGCCUCCACACAACUACAGGACAAGAUCUGUAACCGUCACAACAAACUGAUAGAACUUUGGUGUCAAACCGACCAUCAGUUCCUGUGUUAUCUGUGUAUGGUGGAUGAACACAGAGAUCAUAAAAGAGCAUCAGUGGCAGCAGAGAGGACUGAAAGACAGAAACAGUUGGGAGAAACUCAGAGGAAAGCCCAGCAGAGAAUCCAGGAGAGAGAGAAGGAGGUGCAGGAGCUGAGAAAGGCUGUGGAGUCUCUGAGGCGCUCUGCACAGGCAGCAGUGGAAGACAGUGAGAGUAUCUUUACUGAGCUGAUCCGCUCCAUUGAGAGAAGGUGUUGUGAGGUGACAGAACUGAUCAGAGAUCAGGAGAGGAGUGAAUUGAGUUGGGCUGAAGGAGUCCUGGAGCGACUGGAGCAGGAGAUUUCUGAUCUGAGGAGGAUCGAUGCUGAACUGGAGCAGCUUUCAUACACAGAGGAUCACAUUCAUUUCCUCCAGAGUAUCCUGUCUCUCUGUGGUCCUGGAUCAGAAGAUUUACCCAGCAUCACUGUCAGUCCACACCUCUCCUUUGCUGAUGUAGGAAAAUCUGUCUGUCAGCUGGGAGACCAACUAGAGGAUUUCUGUAAGGAGGAGAUUGGAAGACUUUCUAAACAAGUGGCCAAAACUAUUCUUCUUCAACCCAGGACAAGGGAAGAGUUCUUACUCUAUUCCUGCGAUCUCACACUGGAUCUCAACACAGUAAAUAAACACCUCUGUCUGUCUGAGGGGAACAGAAUGGUGACACAGAGUGACAGAGUCCAGUCAUAUCCUGAUCAUCCAAAGAGAUUUGAUGGGUGUUGUCAGGUGUUGUGUGGAGAGAGUGUGUCUGCACGCUGUUACUGGGAGACUGAGUGGAGUGGGGAUUAUGGGGUUUACAUAUCAGUGUCAUACAAAGACAUCAGGAGGAAAGGAGGUGGUUUUGACUGUAGGUUUGGACAUAAUCAUCAGUCCUGGAGUUUGUUCUGUUCUCCCUCCAGUUACUCAUUCAGACACAAUAAUGAGGAGACUAAACUCCCCAUAGUUCCCAGUUCCUCCAGAAUAGGAGUGUAUGUGGACCACAGGGCAGGAACUCUGUCCUUCUACAGCGUCUCUGACACAAUGACCCUCCUCCACAGAGUCCAGACCACAUUCACUCAGCCCCUCUGUCCUGGGUUUAGUGUCGGUUUUUUGUCAACAGUGAGGUUAUGCCACCAUCCAAAAUAA
Chanos chanos (milkfish) is the source of this 1668-nucleotide messenger RNA. RefSeq names its product tripartite motif-containing protein 16-like. The record is from RefSeq and is a predicted model, not a curated record. Gene Ontology annotation, molecular function: protein binding; zinc ion binding. The coding region runs from base 1 to 1668 and encodes 555 amino acids. The transcript is spliced from 6 exons. NCBI's taxonomy places the organism in Eukaryota, Metazoa, Chordata, Actinopteri, Gonorynchiformes, Chanidae.